AAAAACCAAAACAAAGAGGAACAAUAGCAACACAACAAAAUCUUGUCUAUUGAACAAUUCACUUUUCCAGUCUGUGGAUACCGCUCUAACUAAGUACGGCACUUUGAGAUUUGUUCACAUCGGACGGACUGAAGAGGGAGGCAAGACCUGUGGACCGGGUUUUCCCUCGCAAGUCUGAAUCGGCUCUCACUACUUAUCCCGUGAUAAAAAACCCUAAAGGAUAACACGCUUGGACGUUUAUUUCCCUAAUUUCGCAGGAGGCUCUUUUCACGCAAAUUGUCCUAAAUGUUUGGAAUUCAGGAAACUAUACCGCGGGGUGGGACGACGAUGAAGGAGGAACCGCUCGGUGGACUGAACUCGGUCCGCUCCUGGAUGCACACAGCUGGGGUGGUGGAUGCAAACACAGCCGCCCAAAGUGGUGUCGGCUUGGCACGGGCACAUUAUGAAAAGCAGCCCCCUUCCAACCUCAGAAAAUCCAAUUUUUUCCAUUUCGUCCUGGCGCUGUAUGACAGGCAGGGUCAGCCCGUGGAGAUCGAAAGGACAGCUUUUGUGGACUUUGUGGAGAAAGAAAAAGAACCAACCAGUGAAAAAACUAACAAUGGGAUUCAUUAUAAACUACAGUUAUUGUACAGCAAUGGCGUCAGAACAGAACAGGAUCUUUACAUACGGUUAAUCGAUUCCAUGACGAAGCAGGCCAUAAUUUAUGAGGGCCAAGACAAGAAUCCAGAAAUGUGCAGAGUUCUUCUUACCCAUGAAAUUAUGUGCAGCCGAUGCUGUGACAAGAAAAGCUGUGGAAACAGGAACGAGACUCCAUCAGACCCUGUGAUCAUCGACAGAUUCUUCCUAAAGUUCUUCCUCAAGUGCAAUCAGAACUGUCUGAAGAAUGCAGGGAAUCCACGAGACAUGCGCAGAUUCCAGGUUGUCGUAUCGACGACCGUCAAUGUGGACGGCCAUGUCUUGGCUGUCUCUGACAACAUGUUCGUACACAACAAUUCCAAGCAUGGGCGAAGGGCUCGCAGACUCGACCCUUCAGAAGGUACGCCUCCUUAUCUGGAGAAUGCAGCCACCCCGUGCAUCAAGGCUAUCAGCCCAAGUGAGGGAUGGACCACUGGAGGAGCCACUGUCAUCAUCAUAGGGGACAACUUCUUUGAUGGCCUACAAGUCGUAUUCGGCACCAUGCUAGUAUGGAGUGAGCUGAUAACUCCUCACGCCAUCCGCGUCCAGACUCCACCUCGGCACAUCCCCGGUGUUGUGGAAGUCACGCUGUCCUACAAGUCCAAGCAGUUCUGCAAAGGCGCCCCUGGGAGAUUUGUCUAUACUGCCCUGAAUGAGCCAACCAUCGACUAUGGUUUCCAGAGGCUGCAGAAGGUCAUCCCCAGACACCCCGGCGAUCCUGAGAGGUUACCAAAGGAGGUGCUACUGAAGAGGGCGGCUGAUCUCGUUGAAGCCCUGUAUGGAAUGCCCCACAACAAUCAGGAGAUCAUUCUGAAGAGGGCAGCUGACAUUGCCGAGGCCCUGUACAGCGUUCCCCGCAACCACAACCAGAUCCCCUCUCUCGCAAACACAGCCUCCCACGGCAUGAUGGGAGUCAACUCCUUCAGCAGCCAGCUAGCAGUCAAUGUGUCUGAGUCACAAGGGAAUGACCAAGUGGGCUACAGCCGGAACACCAGCAGCGUGUCCCCCCGGGGCUACAUCUCCAGCAGCACCCCACAGCAGUCGAGCUACAACUCCGUCAGCAACAGCAUGAAUGGCUACGGCAAUGCCGGUAUGAACCUAGGAGUGCCAAGCUCCCCUGGGUUCCUCAACGGAUCCUCUGCCAACUCCCCAUAUGGAAUUAAACAAAAGAGCGCCUUCGCCCCUGUGGUCCGACCUCAGGCCUCCCCACCCCCCUCCUGCACCAGCGCCAACGGCAACGGACUGCAAGGUGAGCCCCCCUCACCCCCUCAUCCCUUCCCUACGGACUACUGGUCAGAUACCGCUGCUCAGGCCUCUGUCCGGUUUGCCAUGUCCGGCCUGGUUGUCCCUCCAAUGUAAAUGCACUUUUAUCAUCUCAAGCACCAGUCUUCACAAUACCACUUCACAGAAGCACACGGCAAAAAUGCUGGUGUAAUGUAUAGUCAACCGCUUGUUCUGUCUUUAAAGAUGAAGAGAAAAAAGAAAACAAACGUUUUGUUUCUUUUAAAUGACUUUUGCAAACCUGCAGAAAAAAAAGGAUUUCAUGAGGAACAAUAUAUAUUUUUUUCUGUGGGAUUUCUUUGUUUGUUUAGGCCCCCCCCCCCCCCCACCAUUUGAUCACCCUUGAAGAAGACACGGGAUGAUGAAGGGUUUAUUUUGUAUACCUGUCAGGUUGUGCUUCGGCCUUGGAUAUGUCCAAUCAACCACACAUUCAAUACUGGAAGGGACUCUGUGGACUCACCAUCUGGUUGUAAUGUAAAAACACUGAUGUACAGUACAUUUGCCAAUGAACUUCAGAAAUUGUUUUUCUGUUUCAACUCUCUUUUAAUAGAUUCACAACAGUUGUGUGUCUUUAUAAUGUGACUUUUUGUAUUUUUAUGUGUGAGAAAAAUACACAGGGGCCAAGACAGUUUGAAUUUCAACUGGAAAUUAUAUGAAAUAUAUAAUGUAGAAAAUUGAGCAUAAAAGUACAACAAAUACAAGUAAAAGGGGUGGGAUGGGUGGGUAAGGUUGUAUCAUGUUUCAUUCCUGCAUUUUAACUUAAAGUUUGUAAUUUAUUGUAGCUAGAAAUCAUCUUCAAAAGUUAAAAAAAAAAAAUCCUCUUGAUUCAACAAGCACACUGAUGUGUACAAAACACUGCUCUGUUGAUGAAUAUGAUGUACUUCCAUGUCUAGAGCUUCCUUUUAAGCAAGUGUGUUUUGCCAUGUUUUUCAACUCUUUUGCUAGCACUGUAUAUUAAUGCAUUCCUAGGCUACUGUGAAGUCUGUUUCUUGUUGAUGAGGAGCAGUCUCCCCUUCUAGCUCCAACUCCCUUAUGUGUUUUAUAUGUGGUUAAAAAUUGUAGACUAUUGUGAUAUUGCCAAACUUGUGCUAAAUAUUUAUACAUCUGUCUUUUUCAUGUUCUUUUAGAUCAACAAAAAACAUUUAAAAAACAAAAUUAAAAUCCAUUGACAAUGUAGGAGUAUAGUAGUUCAUCGUCAUAUUUCUGUUCAAAUACACACUUGCGCUCACUGAGGGAAAUUUUGUAACAUAUCAACUAUAAAUAAUGUAUUUAUCUCUGAAAUUUUGUAUAUUGCUUUUCAUUAUGUAUGUAUUAAUCGUCAUGCCCUUAAUAUAGUGAUGCAGCACAGAUAAUUCAGCCAAGAACUGUUGCCUUCAUUUGUUUUCUUUUUGUAUUUGAUGAAAUGCAAUGUGCAUAUAUUUCAUGUGUAUCCUCAAAAAUUUGUGUUACUCCGUCAAGACUCUCUGUCCAUUUUUUAAAGGGGAAGUCAAACUUCAUUGUUUAUUUUUAUAUUGAUUUUAAAUUAUCUAUACAGACCAUUUUGGAGAAAACUUUGUUGGUUGUAUUGUCAAAUAAAUUGUUUGUGACCCAUAUGAUAGUUGUUAAGAUCCAAUAGAGACUAAUGUGCAUGAGGGACAACCUUGGAGAUAAAAAAACACUCCAUUUGUGGUUGUAUUUUUUUCUGUUUUGUAGAAUGUAUAGAAGUCAUUUUUACUCACCACUUAUGACUCUGCCACAUAGCUUACAUGUGUUUACAGGGAAGAAAAUUUAAAAAUGUCAACAUUUGGAAUGGGAACAGAAAUGAAUAAGUGAUGUUUUAUUAAAAUUUUCAGUAAAAACACAAUAGUUCCUCAACUGUGGACUUCUUCAGUUUUAAGUACAGUUUGGCUGGCAGACAAACUGACAAUCAGAACAAAGAAAAAAAGACAGUAGAAACUUCUGAAGACAAACCUGUGAUUCGUCUGUAAGUUGUAGUGUUUAGACUUUGCCAUAGAGAUAACUGUUUGAAACCUGUGGAAAAGUGUAACAUCCAUAAAAGAUGAAAACUGC
Messenger RNA from Etheostoma spectabile (orangethroat darter), 4005 nucleotides. Its product is annotated as transcription factor COE3. NCBI's taxonomy places the organism in Eukaryota, Metazoa, Chordata, Actinopteri, Perciformes, Percidae. The record is from RefSeq and is a predicted model, not a curated record. Gene Ontology annotation, molecular function: DNA binding; DNA-binding transcription factor activity. Gene Ontology annotation, biological process: regulation of DNA-templated transcription.